Molecule: messenger RNA, 1177 nt
Organism: Cydia strobilella
Lineage: Eukaryota; Metazoa; Arthropoda; Insecta; Lepidoptera; Tortricidae
Exons: 4
Coding region: 173-1177 (334 amino acids)
Source: RefSeq, a predicted model, not a curated record
UUAGCAAUGCACUCGUUGUUUCAAUAUAUCAUCCUGCCCAAAUCAGUACUUUACAUGGCGCAGUCGGUUAAAAGUAAUUGUUGAAUCGUUAUAAGUUAACGGGAUUACCUAGAUUAACUAGGAUAUUGAGUGAAGUGGAAUUUACAAAACAGUGUGUUGCGACUAGUGGAAAAUGGAUACAGUUCUAAGGCCGCCACCUCCAUUUUGUUUCGAAAAUACUCUCUCAAGCGUUACGUCGGGAAACUUAAGUAGACAAUGGUUAAAGUGGAAGAAAUCGUUUGAGAUAUACUCUAAAGCAUGUGAGCUUAGUAAAAAAACUGAAGACGUACAAGUGAGCAUUUUAUUGCAUGUCAUAGGAGAACAUUGUCGCGAAGUCUAUGAACAGUUCACAGAUAAAAUAACUACAAUAAAAGGGUUAUUAGAACAUUUUGAUAAAUAUUUUCUACCAACAAAAAAUCUGACUAUCGAGCGGCACAAGUUUUUUCCGAGAGGUCAACAAGAAGGCGAGUCCGUUGAACAAUAUACAUUUGAGUUAAACAAAUUAGCUAUGACAUGCGAGUUCAAGGACCUAAGGGACGACUUAAUAAGAGAUAGGCUAAUUUGUGGAUUGAGAGAAGACUCGAUGAGGGAACGUUUACUUCGAGAAAGCGAGACCUUGACCCUACAGAAAGCCGUGGAUAUGUGUCGUAUAGCGGAAAUGUCACGCAUGCAAGCAGGCUGUAUUAAGCAAGAGGAUACAAUAGUAGAUUGUCCUAAUGUGCAGCCAGUCGUGCAUGCGCCGCGUAAGCUGCCACUGGCGCUGCGGGAUGCGGUCAAAAAUAAGCUGGAUGAAAUGCUGGAGCAACAGGUCAUCGCGAAGGUUGAGGGGCCCACGGACUGGGUCAACAGUAUGACUGUCGUGAAGAAAGCUAAUGGAGACCUUCACGUGACAGUGGAAACUGAUCACAAGCCACUAGUAAGUAUAAUCAAAAAGCCUAUUGCUAGUGCCCCGGCACGUCUUCAACGAAUGUUGCUAAGGUUACAACCAUAUACAUUUGAGCUGGUGUACAAGCCGGGCAAGUACCUUUACGUGGCAGACGCGCUGUCGCGCGCGGUGGCGCCGGCCGACUCGAGCGCACCACCUGAGAAGCCACUAGAUCAUUUAGAGAUGGAAGCGCAAGACAGUGAGACCUCCUGA